This is a messenger RNA of Dreissena polymorpha, 1647 nucleotides long. RefSeq lists its product as uncharacterized. Bases 1 to 1647 code for a protein of 548 amino acids. The transcript has a single exon. The record is from RefSeq and is a predicted model, not a curated record. NCBI's taxonomy places the organism in Eukaryota, Metazoa, Mollusca, Bivalvia, Myida, Dreissenidae.
AUGUCCUAUGAAAAUGUUGGCAGAUUUAAACUGCAAUUGACUCCCAGUAUACCUGGUAAGGCUUCCAACCGCUUCCUUUCACGAUGGAAAGAAAUUUUAAAUCAUGCAUCAUUCCAACUCAUGGGCUUGCUCCUUGGGUAUUACCAACAUCGAACAAAUGUUCUACAACGGGAAGAGAAUGCCAUUAAAUCCGUCAUGCACCACUCGUUAGAUCCUGUUGAGUUUGAAGACUUGCUCUCUGAGGUUCAGAAACAUAUGGUGUCUACUUCUGAAUCGUACUCACAGAUGAAAUCAAAGAAACUUUCUGAUCUUAAUAGUGUUUCCCAUUUGACUAAUGUGAAGUUUACUAAUGUCUCUAAAACCAAGAAACCUAGAAUUCGCCGAUUUGAACGUCGUCAACCCAAUACUCGACCUAACAGUCAGCCCAAUAUUGUCGUAAAUCUUUCAAGCACAAACCUUACAGAACACGAACAAAAAUUACUUUCAAAGGGUCUCAACUUUUGUCCGAAACCACCCCACAUUGACAGAGGUAGCCUGAUUGAAGAUAGCAAAUCUUUUAGUAGACAACUUAGACUCAAGUCCCAUUUUUCAAAAGCAGAACCACUUUAUGAUAACAGCUCUGUUCCUAUCGAAAGAGAAAAUUCAGAUUCACAAACAGAAACCCAAAUCCUUAAUGAAAUGGGUAGCCUUGACGAAAGACGCAGUAGCCUUCAGGAUAGGCGCAGUCCUAGUCAGGAAAGGCUAACAACCACCACAUCUGAGGAUUGUGAACUCACAAACAAUAAUGAAAUGUACCCCAAAUUCAAACUAAAAAGCAAAUGGGAACCGCCAAAACAAUCUGUAUCGCUCGAAACAUUUAUUCAUAAUGUCGAAUCGGACAUUUCAGAAGCCCAAACAAAUACAAAAAUGAAAAGCAACCUCACUAAACAUGAACGACAAGCUCUGCGGUCAUUGAAAAACAAUAAUGACAUUAUUAUAAAACCAGCAGACAAAGGGUCCGCGGUUGUCGUUAUGGACAAAGAACAGUAUAUAUCUGAAGCCGACCGACAACUCGGCGAUGCCAGGUUUUACAGGCGUUUAGACUCUGAUCCCACCCAGGAAUUUCAGGCAAAAGUAGUUACAAAACUCAAAGAAAUGUUACACUCUGGAGAAAUCAGCGACAAAAACUUCGACUAUCUCUCAGUCACCAACCCCAGAGCUGGCCGAUUUUAUCUUUUACCAAAAAUACACAAACCCGGCAACCCUGGUCGUCCAAUUGUCUCAGCGAAGAGCCACCCAACUGAACGGAUUUCGGAGUUUGUGGAUUAUCAUCUCAGACCUCACGUAGUAAAACUUCCGUCGUAUGUAAAAGAUACAACGGACUAUCUUACAAAAGCAUCAUCCGACACUCUACCAAGUGACACAUUACUUGUCUCCAUGGACGUUGAAUCUCUUUUUUCAAACAUUCCCCACGAAGAAGGCAUUGAGGCCUGCAAACAUGCUUGGGAAACAAGAAACAUAAAAGAUCCUUCAACAAAAACAUUAGUGGAUUUACUGACCCUUAUCAUGAAAUGUAAUAACUUUGAGUUCAUAGGGUACAUUACCUCCAAAUACAAGGUACAGCAAUGGGAACUAAAAUGGCACCAUCAUAUGCCAACAUUUUCAUAG